This is a messenger RNA of Empidonax traillii (willow flycatcher), 691 nucleotides long. It is a transcript of the gene ABITRAM, whose product is annotated as actin binding transcription modulator. Gene Ontology annotation, cellular component: lamellipodium; filopodium tip; nucleus. Lineage: Eukaryota; Metazoa; Chordata; Aves; Passeriformes; Tyrannidae. The record is from RefSeq and is a predicted model, not a curated record. The transcript has 6 exons. Gene Ontology annotation, molecular function: actin monomer binding; actin filament binding. Bases 5 to 526 code for a protein of 173 amino acids. Gene Ontology annotation, biological process: regulation of filopodium assembly; dendrite morphogenesis; regulation of actin filament polymerization.
CGGGAUGGAGGGGCCGGCGGCGGGCCCGGGGGGAGCCGAGCGCUACUUUACGCGCUGGUAUAAACCAGACGUGAAGGGGCGGCCGUGCGAGGACUUCUGCGUGCUGCAGCACUCCAACAGAAUCUGUGUCAUCACCUUGGCAGAAGCCCAUCCUCUUCUUCAAAGUGGGAAAACAAUUAAAAGCAUAAAUUACCAAAUCAGUGCCAACUGUAGCAGACUUCAGAAUAAGGUCUCUGGGAAGUCCAAAAGGGGAGCUCAGUUUUUAACAGAACUUGCCCCUCUGUGCAGGAUAUCUUCAUCAGAUGGAGAGGAAUACACCAUUUACAGCUGUAUACGAGGGCGGCUGAUAGAAGUGAAUGAAAACAUUCUUAGUAACCCCGCUCUUCUGCAAGAAAAGCCGUCAACCGAGGGGUACAUUGCAGUGGUUCUACCCAAAUUUGAAGAAAGCAAGAGCAUAACUCAAGGACUUCUGACGCAGAAGGAGUACGAGGAAAUUUUGUUGAAACGCCGUAAUUCUUCUUCAUGAAAUCAGUUCUACACUUAUCAUCUGUACUUGAUACUAAACAAGCUACUUCUACUGUACACUGUGAGUUUUGUAGUAUUGAAAGGCCUAGUGUCAGUUUUUAAAAGUUGAACUCAACUGCUUGAUUCAUACAAGAAUAAACCAGUUCGAAUACUUUGUAUAUUAAAA